Molecule: messenger RNA, 1164 nt
Organism: Erigeron canadensis
Lineage: Eukaryota; Viridiplantae; Streptophyta; Magnoliopsida; Asterales; Asteraceae
Product: phenylacetaldehyde reductase-like
Exons: 6
Coding region: 4-1026 (340 amino acids)
Molecular function (GO): oxidoreductase activity, acting on the CH-OH group of donors, NAD or NADP as acceptor
Source: RefSeq, a predicted model, not a curated record
GGCAUGCAUGGUGAAAACCACAUUUUAGUCGUAGUAAACGUAUACAAGAAAAUGAGCGGGGCCGGAAAGACAGUCUGCGUUACCGGAGCUUCUGGCUAUAUUGCUUCGAAUCUUGUCAAGCUUUUGCUUCAGCAAGGAUACUCUGUCAAAGCUUCUGUUCGCUCUCCAAACAAUACUGCAAAAGUAGGCCAUUUGCUGAAACUUGAUGGAGCUAAAGAAAGGCUUCACUUGUUCAAAGCAGACUUGCUCGAAGAUGGUUCCUUUGAUUCUGCCGUCAAUGAUUGUGAUGGUGUCUUCCAUACCGCUUCUCCUUUCCUCACUGGAACCGCAGAUCCGCAGAAAGAGUUGAUAGAACCGGCAUUGAAGGGAACACUUAACGUCCUUUGUUCUUGUUCAAAAGCUUCAUCGGUCAAAAGAGUGGUUGUGACAUCCUCCAUUGCUUCAGUUGCUUUUAAUACACGGCCUAAGAAUCCUGAAGUUGUAAUCGACGAGACAUGGUUUUCAGAUCCAGAAUUUUGCAAGGAAAUGAAAUGGUGGUAUGUGUUGUCAAAAACUUUGGCUGAAGAGGCUGCUUGGAAAUUUGCAGAAGAAAAGGGAAUGGACAUAGUCACCAUAAAUCCGGCAAUGGUUGUUGGUCCUCUUUUGCAGCCAACACUUAACACUAGUGCUGAAUCAAUUGUAAAUCUAUUAAAUGGUUCAGAAACAUAUCCAAACUCUAGUCUCGGGUGGGUUAACGUUAAGGAUGUUGCUAAGGCACAUAUCCAAGCUUUUGAGAUCCCCUCAGCUAAUGGAAGAUAUUGUUUAGUGGAGAGUGUUGUUCACUAUUCUGAGCUGAUUGAAAUACUACGAAAGCUUUACCCAUCUGUUCAACUUCCAGAGAAGUGUGCUGAUGACAAGCCUUUUGCUCCAACAUUCCAAGUUUCAAAAGAAAAGUCAAAGAGCUUGGGAAUUGACUACAUUCCUCUUGAGCAAAGCAUUAAAGAAACCGUUGAGAGCUUGAAGGAGAAGAACUUUUUGAAAUUGUGAUCGGUCAAUGUUAUCUCUUAUGAAAUAAAGUGUAACGGCUUUGCAUACGUAUCUACGGAGUAUAAGUAUGUUAGUAUGUAUGUAUAUGUCAGCGGUUGAUCAUGGUCUAUUUUAGUUAGAAUCAUUUCUUGUUGGCUA